UUUCAGUCUUAUGACUUUAAUGCUACACUGAUUGGUACCAUUACAAACAUAUCCAUCUCACAAAAUAGUAGAAGCAAAGACCAAAGUUUGCACUCGUCCAUCAAACUUGUUCUAAUGCAUUUUAAAGAUUUGAAUUUUCUGUGCCCCCCCCCCCAGUUGUCUGGCAAAUGCUUCCUGCUGCAGGAGAGGAGAAAUAAACUCUCCAGUGCUGUUGUCUCCAUACAUGGUGUGAAAUGGGUGUGAUGUGAAAGAGAGGCUGAGAGAUACGCUGGUAUUUUGGGGGGGGGGGAGGCGGGGAGCAACAAGCAUGGUAAGAGAAGCAGACUGGCUUAUGAGGGUUGUUAUCUUGACAUUGCAGGCUGGGCUGGAACUGAAGCUGAGUGGCAUAUGACAACCCUAUAAUGCAAGGUAAAUGCAAUGUCACCUGCUGCUAAUACCCUCAUGUGGUAGGUUGGAAGAGGGUUUUAAACCACUUUCUAUUAAAGAGCCAGGGCUAGCCCUACCUUUAAGAGUAGCUGGUGCUUUGGGGGUGGGAGAGAGAGUGGUGGCAAGUGGCUGGCCCUGUGCUCCCUAAGCUAUCUUGCUGUGCUCAGGAGCCUGCUGCCCUGUCACCAGUGCCGACAUAAGCAUCAAAUGCCAGUUCAAUCAGUUUCUAUAUGUAGAAAUAGGUCCGUACGCAAGUGCACCAUCUUGUUCUUCACUUUGAACACCAAAUUCUAUUGAUUUGGCCCUGGGUCUGAGACUGAAGGUGGCUGACAGCAGCUGUCAUAUAAAAGUUUUAAAAACUAUUGCUGGCUCCAUUUUUCUGGUUGAAAGAGAACAUUUCAGAUACAGGAUUCCACUGCAAAUGCCUAUCAGGACAUAGACACUAGAACAAAAAAAUGGUCCAGUAGCACCUUAGAGACCAACUGGGUAUAAGCUUUCGUGUGCAUGCACACUUCUUCAGAUACGAAAGCUUAUACCCAGAACGAACUUAGCUGAUCUCUAAAGUGCUACUGGACCAUUUUUAAAUUUAUUUCGACUGCGUCAGACCAACAUGGCUACCUGCCUGAAACUAGAACAAAUAUAACAGGAUAUAGAGACGUUUCACGUGAAUUCAGUUUGCUAACUAAUAAAGGCUGCACACCUUUAGCCGCUGGCCUGGGAGUAAGCCCCGCUGAACUCGAUGGGGCUUCCUUCCUAACAGACAUGCCUAGGACUGCACGCUGUCAAUCAUCUGUACCCAUCCCACAACCACGAUGAAAACACACUGGGGUACAAAAGCAGUUAAUGCAUAAAGUUCAGCCAAAAGCAAAACACAGCAAAGUUAAAUUAACAACUCCCUCGCAGCUCUCUGCUCCGCAGCCAGCACCCAGCUAAAUGAAGAUCCGGUUCGCUCUAUACAUUUGCACGCAGAGACAGACACGUUGCCUCACGUGCAGGCGGCGGAACUAAAUGAGUCCGGAAGCCGAAGUGGGGGGGGGGGCUGCCAAUUCACUUCCAACCCUACAUAGGUCUAUGGGCAGAGCGUGUUGCUGAUGCAAACGUUAUUUAGUUGUCUGCAUCUUGCCUGAUCAAAGGUCACCCAAACAGCAGGCGAAUUCCCAUCUGCUGACGGAGGUGUCGCGAUAAUGAUCUAGCCCCUCGACUAUCUUCAUGACAGCCCAUGUAUGCGCUUGGAUAAGCCGGGCGAGCUGGGAGGAAUCGGAGCGCCGCGGAGCGGAUCAGGCACUGAUUUAGACAGCGCUCGUUAAAGAAGGCCCGACCCGGCGAAAGGGCUUUGCUUGCAGGGGCGCACUUGGCGCACGCGCAGUGAGGUGCUCUUGCCCCGUCGUCUCUUCUGCCGACAAUGCCGACUGUCAGCGUGAAGCGGGAUUUGCUUUUCCAAGCGCUGGGCAGGAGCUACAGUAAGUGCGGAACGGCGGGGGCCGAGGGUGGUGGUGGUGGUUCUCGCGCCAGCGGGGUUUGGGCAUCCCUCGAUGCCGAGGGAAUCUAGGGAGACGAGCUGGGGGAAAUGUGUCCAGGAUCAGGCCUUGAAAGGCUGCUGGGGGUCCCUGGCAGGGAAAGGGAAAGCAGGGAAAGGACAGGCUCCUGCAGGUCUGUCGGUUGGUGUGGGGUCUGGAGAAGGGAGAGGCUGGGUCCUGGUGGGUGGGUUGUGCGUGUGCCCCAGUCAGCUGCCCAGAGUGGCUGGGGUGUAAAUAAUAUAUUUAUUACUAUUAUUAUUAUUAUUUAUUUGUUAAGAUGCCUUUAGCUUCGGGUCAGACUGAAAUCGCAGGCGUGCCUCUACCUUUCAUAGAAGGAAUGAAAGAGGUUUGGUUCAUUCAUUCCACAGCCAAAGGAAGGAAGCAUUGAAUUCCUGGACUGGAUCUGUUCCAUAGCUGUCAACGUUUCCCUUUUUUUAAGGGAAAUUCCCUUAUUCCGAAUAGGAUUCCUCUCAAGAAAAGGGAAAAGUUGACAGCUAUGAUCUGUUCAUGCAACUGUAGGAGUUGGGAAAAGCAAAAGGCGUCUUGCCCAGCCCUUGUUCUCGUAGAAUCAUAGAACUAUAGAGUUGGAAUGGUCCCUGAGGGUCAUCCAGUCCAGCCCCUUGCAUUGCAAGCAGGCUCAACACCAGGGGUACUUUUCCCAUCUUCUUAUUUUGAGGUACCAGUGGUUGAAAAUCACAGCUGUACAUACUUGGAAGUAGGUCGUAGCUUCAUGUGCCUUUUGUUGUUCUUUUAGAUUCAGAUUUGUUUAUGGUAGCUGUGGGCUUUCCCAUUCUAUAAUAGAAACUGCACAAUGAAGAGGGAAAGAGGUAUAAUAUAGAGUGUGAAAAGGGCUAGAUGAGGAACACAAAUGGGAGGUUAUAUGUAGCUGAUAAGCAUACUUGUCAACUGGCAAUUAGUAACCAUAUGUUAAAUUACUAUGCUAGGAAGCACAAAGAGAGAUACUAUACCAAGUUGCAAAAUGAUAUGUAUGAAUUACGUAUAGAUACCUUCAAUGUUUUAAGGUAGGAGUGGGAAGUUAGAUACUUUGCAGAACUGGAGUUAUUAAUAUACUUUCUGGCCCCUUCUGCAACCGAGCAGGUGAAAUCAGUUACCCUUUUCAAGGACUGAACCAUUUUGACUUACUGUAAAUAUUAGCACAUGCCAGAACUAAUGAAACAAAUUCCUUUCCAGCGGAUGAAGAAUUUGAUGAACUAUGCUUUGAGUUUGGAUUGGAACUUGAUGAAAUUGUAAGUAAUUAUUUUUAUUAACAUAUCUACUUGCAAAGACAUUUAAUUUAUGGCAUUUGUUGUGUAAUCCAGCUGCCAUCCUACAAAACUUUAUUCUUGAAUAUUUAAGACCCUCUUCAAUGAACAGCCUACUAGUAUAGUGAAACUAUACUUUUAGUACUUUUUAUUCCAUAUAAUAUUUCCUAAGUUCAGGCUGUAGUUGAACUUGAUUAUAGUAAGUUAAUGACUAAAAGUUCCUCCAAAUGGUGAGGUCUGAAAAACCAGUCUGUACAGUAUUAUUCUUUUGCUGUCAAACUUAAUAGUGUGUUAAUGAGUAAUGACUGCAAUUAGUUGUCAGUAGAAUUUAUAGACUUCUUUUUUUAAAAAAGGUCUUUGGCUUGUCACUGUUAUGUAGUUGCUUCACUAUACAAAUUUUGCUAAAAAUAUAGUUGUAACAUAUUUGGUAUUCUGAGUAAAAGUAGUUAGGGUUGUGCUGUCAAACAUUUGUAUGUCUCUGGCUGGUAUAGACAACCAUUUCGUUUUAAAACUCCAAUACAACUGUGUUUUAUUAGUGAUCUGCAUGUUUGUAUGAAAGUCACAUUAACCAAACUCAUAACAGUUUCCUGUGAAGUAUGCUUGUUUCAUUUCAGACUUCUGAGAAGGAAAUAAUAAGCAAAGAGAAAGGUGGUGAAAAGGCUGAGGGUGCAUCAGAAAUCAUUCUCUAUAAAAUUGAUGUUCCCGCUAACCGAUAUGACCUUCUUUGCUUGGAAGGUCUCGUCAGAGGACUUCAGGUCUUUAAAGAAAGGUACCUUAGUAUUUGGAGAUGUUGCAAACCUGUUUUAUUGGUUUACUAAUAAGGGCUGAGGUAAAACACUUCCAUUUGUUCUAUUCCUGAACAGCAUUUGUGUAACUAGGCCGUAGAUGCUGAAGUUUCUAAAGCAAGUAAAGCAUAUCUACAGAGCACUCCAAAUGCACUGCAAUGCGUUAGGAAGCAAGAGUAUUGACUUGCACACAUACUCUUAAGUCCAACUCACACUAUUUUCUAAUGUUUUCAAGGAAAAGUUGAGUAUUAUUAGAAACUUGGUGAUUUUACUCUGUUGUUCUAUUUGUUUUAUGUAACUUGUGUUUGCAUUCAUUGGAUAUCUGUUUAUAUUUGAGCAACAUUUUCCUGCAAAAUAAUGUGUUGAUAGUAGCACCCAUUAUAUCUUACACACAUUUCCUCAGCCACUUAUUGAAUCCAGUAAGACUUACUCUCUAAUCAUAGAGUGAUAGAAUUGUAGAGCUGGAAAAGACCCCAGGAGUCAUCUAGUUCAAUCCCCUGAAAUGUAGGAAUCUCAACUAAAGCAUCCAUGAUGGAUGGGCACCCAACCUCUGCACUUUAAUACUUUCUAGCAAAAAAAGGUACCAACUGUUUCCAGUUGUGUUUAGAUGCUUUAAAAUAUUGAAUAACACUUAAAGUUUGGUUCUAUUUAUAAUAUUUAAGGCACAGACUGGUUCUUGUCCUAUGUGCAUGUGUAUGCACAGCUGACUAGAAGGUGGCAGAAGGGAGUUCCGUAUUUAGGAGUUGCAUAUGUUGUUUGGAGAACAACAUGGAUCCAUGGUUCAGUGCUGUUACUUUUUUUUUGUAUAUGUGUAAAAAUUGUUCUUGAAUGUUAAUCUCAAUGCUUAAUAUUUUAGAAUUAGGGCUCCAAGAUACAAGAAGAUCACACCACCUAAUGGUGAAAUUCAAAAGCUGACCAUCACUGAAGAGGUAAAUAAAACACAACUACAUCUCAACAUAACACUUCAAUGAAUAUUUGUCAUAAGUGAUGAUGAUGGGGCCUCUCUUUAGGAAUUCUGAAGUCUAUGUUUUAUUGGAUUUAAAGUAAAAUUUGGUGUUAGCCGUACUAAGGCUUUUGGUCACCAUGUGUGUCUUCAGGAAUAUAUGCAUGUGAGAGGACAAAUUAAUCUGGAUGUCAUUUACUGUGAAUAUUGGCACAGUUAAACACCAAGCAAGGAGUUUGUACUGUCUCAGUGAAAUGUUCCCUUGAUAAAAAGCAAAUGUAAAGCAUCCUUGAGGGAUCCCAGAGCUCAUUCCGUGGUUCUUUGGAUCCUGGUCAAUCUUUUCUUGCUCCUAGGUAGAGUUUCAUGAUAGAAUAUGGUAAUUUUUUCUUUGUGGAGUCCACCCCCCAAAGUGAAAAUUAAUUGCAAGAUAUUCUGUGUUUUGGGAUUGCUUUCUAGUGGCACAAUAGAACCCACCCCGCUUUGUCAAAUUCCCUAAUCUUCGUAAUGCACCCUUACACAUUGCAGACUACUCAAGUCCGUCCUUAUGCUGUGGCUGCAGUGCUUCGUAAUAUAACUCUUGACAAGAACCGCUAUGAUAGCCUUAUUGAUCUACAAGAAAAAUUACAUCAAAAUAUAUGCAGGUUAGUUGGCAGUAAUGCAUACAGUUGAACAAAUUACAUUGUUGUUGUUGUUUUAAAUGAUGAAUUAUCAGUCAUUGGCAGCAUUCACACAUUGUGUAAAACCAUAUUUAAGCUUCACUAUAAUGUAAAGGCGGACACACAGCAAUCUUGUGUACAGUGUGCAAAUCACUGCUGCUUCACUCCUCCCUUGCCAUGUUUCUGGGAGCUACAUCAUGGUUUGGUUUGACAUUAACACCCAAUCCUGAGCUCACAAUUUGUUUUCCUCAAGCAAGCCAGGAGCAGUAAGCCAAGAACAAAUGGUUGCUACUGCUUAUGGUUUGGUCAGAGAGAGAAAAAAAAGCCAUGAGCCUGAGUUCAGAUACAGUGCUGCCUCACAGCAGCAAGAGUGGGGGAUGAGCAACUGGAUCAAUCUCUUGGAAAAGUUCUGAUUGAAGAAGAAGGUGGUCUUUUAUGUUUUCAUUAUAUUUUAAAGCAAUUAGCUAUUUUUUUAAAAAAUCAAGGCUAAUUGGAAGCUUCUUGGAUAAAUCUUUUUUUUAAUGGUCUCUUUUGAUAUGCAUAUUAUUGUGUAACAUUGAAGGCUGUUUAAGACAGCUGGACCACCGAGCAGAAGUGAUUUAAUAUUUCUAUAAAGAUGAUUUAUUUAUUUAUUUAUUUAUUUAUAACCCGCUCAUCUGGCUGGGUUUCCCCAGCCACUCUGGGCGGUUCCCAACCGAAUAUUAAAAACACAAUACAGGAUUAAACAUUAAAAACUUCUCCAAACAGGGCUGCCUUCAGAUGUCUUUUAAAAGUCAGAUAGUUGCUUAUUUCCUUGACAUAUGCUGGGAGGGCAUUCCAAAGGGCAGGUGCCACUACUGAGAAGGCCCUCUGCCUGGUUCCCCUCUGCGGUAUCUGUAUAUUUUAAUGAGGAAUUUCAGGAGUGGGUGGAAUCUUCAUUGCUAAUUUGUCUUGUUUUCAUUUUAUAGGAAAAGAUCCUUGGUAGCAAUUGGUACCCAUGAUCUUGACACAAUCUCUGGCCCAUUUACAUACACAGCUAAGCCACCAUCUGAAAUUAAAUUCAAACCUUUGAAUCAGGACAAGGAAUACAAUGCUUCUGAAAUCAUGGAUCUGUACAGGGUAGGUGACUACAAAUCUAUAAGAUGUAUCUUUAGGAAAAAUGCAGGUCUAGAGACACAUUGUUCACAGUCUAGAACAGGGUGGUCUGCGAGGCCUUUUUUGGCAGCACUCAGCGGCAUUCAAGAAAAAAAUAUUAAAGCAUUUAAAAUAUAUUUUUGUGUCAUUCAUGAAAGCACAUUUAUUUGUGUAUUUAAUUUGUUUAAUAAAUUAACUAUAUUGUUACAUGUGCAUGUGUAUACACACACACACACACACACACACACAAUAUUAUUUAUGUAUAUUAAUAUUACAUAUAUUGUGAGCUUUUUAAUUUAUGAUAUGGAAAUUUAAUCCAGUGUGUGUUGAACUACUCUUGUGGCCCACUUGGUAUGAAAAUUUGGACUGCCCUAAUUUGGAAGAUCAUGCAACUAGUUCUCUGUGUACAAUGAGAUUGCAUCCCCCCCCCUCAAUUAGCUCCCCAUACUACACAGGAAACCAGUUUUGGAACUGAUAGGGAGUUUAAGAAAAAUAUGACUGAAGCAAAAUACAUGGAAGCACGUUACAUUGGUGAACCAAACAUCAUAAUGAUGCUCAAUUCACAUUUUUUUCUCUGGAGAAACUUAAGCAUAUGUUUUUUUCUUUUUUUUGUCCUAGUAAUGAAACACAUCUGUUAGAAGCAGCAGUGUUAUGUUUUACGUUUGUUUAAAUAAUAUCAUGCUGCUACAACCGCAGGAUGAUACUGUGGGAAGGUUCAGGGAUGCAGGAGAGGAUAUAUUGUUUGAUUAUAUCCUUAUCCAACUUGUGUUAACAAGUUCCACAAUUUCAGCAGAGUAACAUUCCCCUCUUUUAAAUUUGCAGCGGGUGCGUUUUGCUCAGGCUCGCUAAAGCCUCUAUAAUAACUGUUCUGGUAUUUUCCCCUGAUUCCCUCAUAAAAUAUAAGACACGACAGUCUUCUAUAAAAGUAUAAAAAGAGUUUACUCACAUUCUGUUCACAAUCAGAUCCCAGAAGGCAGACUUAGCUUAGAAAAGUAACAUACCCUUGGAAACUAUUCCAUAAGAAGACAGUCCCUUUGUCCUCUCUUGGCUGGAAGCCAAGAGGGCAUCAUUGGCUAAGCAGUUGUUGCUUCUUUGAUGCAUGUGGUGAAAGAGAGAGAGAUGGCUGCCCUGCCCUGUGGUUUUGUCAUUACCUGCACAGGUGAGGCCACACCCACCUCUAGUCACAUGCAGAGGAAGUCUGUCCCAGCCCAGAAGGAAACAGGAAGUUUACCUGCUGGCUGGACAAUCAUUCCUCCCCAUGCGCAAACAUGUUCACUCUAGGAAUAUUGUAGUUGACUGCUCCUGUGUUUCACAUCCCACAGAUACCUUGCAGUAACUGUUUAGGAAAGAAAUGUAAAUAUUUCUGCUUUAUUUGUUUUAGACGGAUAGUCAUCUGAGGCAUUAUCUACACAUUAUUGAAAAUGAACCCCUUUACCCAGUUAUCUAUGAUAGGAAUGGUGUUGUGCUUUCAAUGCCACCGAUAAUUAAUGGUAAGAUUGUGCUUUUCUUAUUUUGUGUUUAUUUAGUAUUGUCUAUCUGCUACCUCAUGACUUUCUUCUUCUGUUAGGGUCUGGUGAAGUUCAUUAUUUUGCUCAUACCAAUACAGUUAUGAUAUUACCUCUUUGCUGAAACCUGUGUUGCAUAGUAACCUUUUCUGUUUUUGAGAGUGUUUUUAAUCUAUUCUCACGGUCUGAUUCUCUCAAAUCUAUAUUAAAAGAAGAAUAUUAGCUCUGUUUUAAAAGUGUAGAAAUCUGAGAAAAUGAAAUGUAGAUUGUAAAUGUAACAAAGUGUUGUUCAGAAAUGUACAUAUUACCUCAGUAUGCCUGUCAGGACCAAAUUGUAACUCUAAUUUCAGUGUUCAGUUGAGGUGAAGUUUUUGCUGUAUGGGGGAAGAAAUUGGCAAGGUCUAGAAGCCUGCCCAUAUUUUAAAUAAAAGCACUCCUGCAGCAUCAAACAACUUCAAAUGUCUGUAUCUGCUUUUUCCAGGGGACCAUACAAAAAUAAGUCUUAACACCAGAAAUGUGUUCAUUGAAUGUACAGCCACAGAUCUUACCAAGGUAAAUAAGCUUGAUAAAGCAGCAAGAUGCUGAACAGUAUAAUUCUGCUGAAAGUAUAAUUCUGAUUUGCAAAGUAAAUUGGAAAUGGUUCAUCUUUGAAGCUGACCUAAGCUGCUAGCAUACAUUAAUCUCUAGAAAUAUAUAUUCGGCAAAGUCCAUAUGAGAGUUUAGGAUGGUGUUUUACAGAGUCACCAGAUCCUACAAUCUCAUAGUUGUUGGGCUGAUUGUUCCUCUGGACAUUUAAUUUUAGAGCGAUAAUCCACUUGAUGCUCUCGUCUGCCAGCCACAGGCAUCUACUCACUUCAUCUUCAGGAAAAUCUGUUGACUUCAACCAAUGGGAUUGGGCUGGGUAACUCUUUAUUGCCUCACUUUUUGGGGUUGAGGGGAGCAGUUAGUUUUAAAAGGCGAUACACUGCUUUAGUAUCUUAUUGUGAGCUAACAUUGUAGUCUUGUAUUUUAAAUAUGUACAUGAAACUAAACAGUAUAUAUAUAAAAUAUUUCUUAAAGGCGAAGAUUGUCCUUGACAUCCUUGUCACAAUGUUCAGUGAAUACUGUCAGAAGCCAUUCACGUGAGUUAACCUUUUUUAAAAUAUAUAUAUAUAUAUAUUUUGUAUUAAGUUUCUUUUCUCAUAACAAAUAACCAAUAACAUUAUUAAACAAACAUUUUCCAAUUUUCUCCCUCCCUGUUGACUUCCCUCAACUACCAUUUCUGGUUUGUUACAUCAAGUGAUACAUUCUGCUGUUUGUAUACUAUAAUAUGUUUAUUUAAAUCCAGCCAACGAGACCAUUUCUUCUUGUUUUUGCAAAUAUAUUGUAAAAGGUUCCCAUUCUUUUUCAAAGUCACUAUUGUCCUUUUCACGCAAUUUGUCUGUUAACUUGGCUAGUUCUGCAUAGUUCAUCAACUUUUCUUGCCAUUGUGCUUUUGAUGGUACUUCUCCAGUCUUCCAAUUUUGAGGUAUUAAGAUUCUUGCCGCUGUUGUCACGUACAUAAAUAGAUUCCAUUUUUCUUUCAGCAAUUUUUGUCCUAAAAUACCUAAGAGAAAAGCUUCUGGUUUUUUAACAAAUGUAAUCUUAAACAUUUUUUAAAUUCAUUAUAUAUCAUUUCCCAAAAGUUUUUAAUGAUUCUGCAAUCCCACCACAUACGAUAAAAUGUACCUUCCCCUUCCUUACAUCUCUGACAGUUUUUUUUCCUGUUCUAUACAUUUUUGCCAGUUUUACUGGUGUAAUGUACCAUCUAUACAUCAGUUUCAUGUAAUUCUCUUUCAACACUAUACAGUCUGUACAUUUCAAAUUCACUUUCCAAAGUCUUAUCCAGUCUUCAGAUUGUAAAUUAUGACCUAAAUCCUGUGCCCAUUUAAUCAUUACUGAUUUGACUUCACAUGAGUUAACCUUAGCACUUAAAACAAAAACAAAAAAUGUUCAUGUCUUCUGUAUCCCGCAUGUUAAACAUUUUUUGCUUUUCCCUCCUCCAGUGUUGAAGCAGCAGAAGUAACUUACCCUAAUGGAAAAAGCUACAAUUUUCCAGUGAGUAUUUCAGAAGCGAUGCAACCAGAGCUUUGUUUUCAUAAAUGCAAGCUAAUAAGUACAAAUUGAUGGACCCACUUUUUGAAAGGAGACAUAAGACAGGGUGUAUUUUCUCUUUCUUGGCUUGCAUGUCUGCUACAGAGCACUUUGGGUAUCAACCCUUGCUUGUUCCCUUGCACUUCAUAGAGUUCUUUUACUGGGUAAUGUUCCAGCUAUUUCCCCAAAACUGUCCCACUUACCAUCUUCAAGUGCAGUGCCAGCCCAAGACGCUUUGCUACCUGCAGUGGAGCCUAAAUAGUUCCCCACAAGGGCCAGUACUUUAAAAUGACCUGUUGCACCAGCCUGUGUAUUUUGCCACUCCCACCCCUACCUUCAUCCUGCCACCACAAGCAGCUUGCUUCACUCUGUCCAGGUAGGCUUUCUGGUCUUCCGCCAGCAUGCUCUGGAUUUUUCUUCUGGGUGCUGAGUGGCACAUAAAUCCCCUGUAGGUUUUUAAUUAUGUAUGUAGGAGAGUGAUACACUUAGAGAGAAAAUCGAUUUCUAUACUUAAAACUCCCUCCCUUCUUUGCAGGAGCUGGCUUAUCGUCGGGAAAAGAUAAAGCCUGAAAUACUGAAUAAGAAAAUUGGAAUUAGGUAUGCUAAAUCUCUUAGCUGUCUUUGAAGGGUGCACAUAGUUCCAUUGACAGCAUUUGUGUCACAUUUUUAACGCUUGUUAGGUUUAUACAUUUUUAGGAUCUGGUAAGAAUACAGAGAGGUGCUUAAACCCUAGAGAUCCAUAUUUUAUUAUGAUAUAUAACCCACUUUUUGGAUAUACAAUUAAAUAUCAAAAUACAACAAAAAAAUCCAACUAAAAUAAAAUAGUAGCAGAAUGAAAAUUUGUUUGGUAGAGCCACGAAUGCCGUAGAUACCAUUUUAUUUAAACUUCAAGUCUGUUGUACAUAUUAAUGAACUCAGUGCGUGAUGCUACAGGCUAGAGAACUAUCAUGAUGAUGUUACAAAAUACCACAGUGCCAACUAGUGCUCUGAAUAAAUGUUGCACCCACCAUUCAGUAAUCGUUCUCCUUGGAUAGUUCUGAAUGGAUGUGUACUGUUGCUCCAAAGCUGUACCUUUUUAUUUGUUGUUGUUGCUGCUUUAUUUACAUAUCACCCUUUGUUAAAACAAAGGAGUGGUUGAACAACAUGCAUAACCUUAAAAUGAGAAACACAGUCUUGAUGCAUCACUGAAACAGAACCAUACCAAACCUAUAUGUUGUUGUUGUUGUUGUUGUUUAGUCGUUUAGUCGUGUCUGACUUUUCGUGACCCCAUGGACCAGAGCACGCCAAGCACUCCUGUCUUCCACUGCCUCCCACAGUUUGGUCAGACUCAUGUUUGUAGCUUCAAGAACACUGCCCAACCAUCUCGUCCUCUGUCGUCCCCUUCUCCUUGUGCCCUCCAUCUUUCCCAACAUCAGGGUCUUUUCCAGGGAGUCUUCUCUUCUCAUGAGGUGGCCAAAGUAUUGGAGCCUCAGCUUCACGAUCUGUCCUUCCAGUGAACACUCAGGGCUAAUUUCCUUAAGAAUGGAUGCGUUUGAUCUUCUUGCAGUCCAUGGGACUCUCAAGAGUCUCCUCCAGCACCAUAAUUCAAAAGCAUCAAUUCUUCGACGAUCAGCCUUCUUUAUGGUCCAGCUCUCACUUCCAUACAUCACUACUGGGAAAACCAUGGCUUUAACUAUACGGACUUUUGUUGGCAAGGUGAUGUCUCUGCUUUUUAAGAUGCUGUCUAAGUUUGCCAUCACCUUUCUCCCAAGGAGCAGGCCCAAACCUAUAUAGCAUCCCGUAAAAACAUUCUAAGGUGCCAUGUACCAUAUCAUGAUAUUCCAAAGCACUUGCCAUGUGUCAUGUUAGUGGAACUCAUUUGGGGACAGAAAUGCAAGGUAUAGUUUUCCUCAUCGGGAGGAGCAAAGACAAACACUUGACAAUGAAGUCAAGUAUGGACCCAUCCUGUCGGAAUCAGGGGGUCAAAAGGCCAGCUGGCUCGGCCCCAGCUGGAGCAUCUCCCCUCAGCCUUGCCGAUGCGGAGAUUCAUUGACCUCUGCUCCGAUGUACAUCAGUGACUCAAGCUUGCAGACUUGAGCACACUUUACUCAGUGUGAACUGCGCAACAGAAGAGGCUUGAGGCUGUAGGCACAUACUAAACUACGCAUUUAUUAUACAUAAAUCAGGACAAAGAAAACAUGGUAUCUCUCCUUGCUGUCUUCUCGGAGAGAGACUAAAAACAAAAGCAAUACAGAGCGGAAGUUCCGCUCACACAAGCAAUCUGUGCUGGAAUGUAAACAGACAUGUGACAGGUAAAAAACCCAUGUCUGCAGCAAUGGGUGGAAUGGAAUCCCAACACAUCCAACAUUCUCUACUUGUAUUACUGUUCCACUGAAAUACUUCUUUAGCUAUAGCAUUGCUACCAGGAAUUCUGUCAAUCAGUAGUGGCUCUAUUUGUGGAAGGCUUUCCCCACCCUGGCACCUUCAUUAUACACCUUCAGGUGCCAGGCAAAAACGUUUCUCUUCAACCAGGCCUUUGGCUGAUUAACAUCCUAUACCCUUUUAAAUGUGUUUGUGGAAGGAGGUGGGGGAGCAGGGGUAUUUGUUUGUGGUGGGGGGGUUGUUCUUGUUUCUAUUAUGUAUUUUGUGUUUUUAUAUUGUAUUUUUAUGUUGUGAACUACCCUGAGAUCUAUGGAUGAAGGGCAAUAUACAAAUUAAAUAAAUUAAAGGCCAAUCAUCUCCCAUAUGUCAGUGCUCGGAUUCAGGGGCACAUGAUCUCAUCCAGCCAUGCCGCACCUGAAAUCUUAAUCUGUACAACAGGAGCUGGGAAUUGGAUCUGGCUAUUGGGCCAGGUCCUUCCUUCCCAUUUCAUUUGCAGGUCAAAUUAGUCAACCACCUGGUGUCGCAAGGAGUCCGGCACGGCGCUUUGAAGUCCUGCUGAUCAGCUGGUUGAUAGUACUGAGCAGGGCUCUUGGCAGAUCCCUUUAAAGACUGUCUAUGGAGCUCCCCAUGGGAUUCCAGGGAGCUUGAAGUUGCCACCAGGAUCUGCUUUCUUCUGGGAUCAGCUGCACUGCUGUGUUCCCCUGACUGACAGUGAGAGCAAACCUCUCUUGUUAAUGCACAAUCGGGAAAACACUUUAAGGCUCGUGGUUUGGAUUGGCAGCUGGCAUCAGAUGUGGGUUUGGUUUGGGGGAAAUGGCCUUAUGGGCAAAAUUGGGACCCAUGCUAAGGUGUAUGUCUCUGUUCUACUGAACUUCUAAAACCUUUUUGCUCCUGCGAUGGCUCUCUUCCAUUUUGAUGACAGUGCCACGAAAUUUUGAGCUGUUGGAAAUACUUAGGUGUCCAGUUCUAAGGUACUUGGGAGAUUGGAGAUGUUAUGUUGUUUUGUAUCACAACAUUGAUUUAGAUAUGGAGGGGACAACCCUGUUGCCAUUUGAGCCUUUAGUCAUCAGAUGCCGUGUGCCUUUAUUGCCCUUUAUUCCUGGGGCUGAUGGGAGCUGUUGUCCAAAAUCAAUGAGAAGACACCAGGAUAGGGAACGCUCAUUAAUUGUAUCCAAAUAUAUGCUGUCUGUCACAAAGCAGCCUAUUCCUAUUUUAGGCUGGUUGACCAUCUGUCAGGGACAUUGAAGUUGCAUAGUACCUUUCAACACUGAAAGUACCGUGCAACACCAUAAUUAUAUACUGCUGCACUGCACCAUACAACCCCUGAUCUCUUGCCCUCAAGAAGUAAAAAGAAAAUAUAUACCAGAUAAUAUAAUUCUAGCAGGAGCUUCAGUCAGGAACAGGCACUAGUCAUCUUUUACUUAGGCUUCACUUUAUUGGAUGAAACCAGUCUGUUUGAGAUCUGGGACAUUUUAAUUACUCCACACUUUCUCUUGUAUGCAACUUUUCAAACUCCUAUUUAUGUACUUCCUCUUAUAAGUGUGAGAAGAUAAAUGUUGGUGCAGGUUGAGGGGGGUAACGAUAUUUACUUGAAAUGCCAAUUAUAAGCCAGUUUUUUGUUUUGUUUUUUAAAGAAAAUUAAAAGGUCUUAAGGACUUGUUCAACACCAAGUAUCAUAAGGUUGCUAUUGUGCAGCAAAAUACUACUAUUUUAUCUCCUGGAUUGAUUUGUGAGUCUUGGCAUUUUUUUUAGCUUGAUCACUGUGAAAAUGAAAGGCAGUGGCUUCAGAAUGAAACCAUGUGAUAUUUUCCUUUAAAAAUUACUCUUGCUUAUGUUUUAGUGAGACUCCAUCAAACCUUGCAAAGCUGCUCACCAGGAUGUGUUUGAAGUCACACGUCAUAGCGAAUGGGAACAAUAUAGAGGUUGAAAUCCCUCCUACCAGAGCUGACAUUAUCCAUGCAUGUGAUAUCAUAGAAGACGCAGCAAUAGCGUAUGGCUAUAAUAACAUUCAGAUGACUAUUCCGAAAACAUACACCAUAGCUAAUCAAGUAAGAUUGCACCCUUAAGUAAACAGUCUGUAUUGUCAGUUUAAAGGCUAGAAGUAUGCCAGAAGGGUUCUUAGAAGAAAACUGCGCCUAAGAAUUAAAACAAUAUUCUGUCAUGUCUUCUAGCAAUGGGAGUUUACUGUAGCAGGGAUACAAAACAGAUGCCCAACUGAUCUGAGAAACUCCAAAGACCUGCAGUGGAUGGGCUUGGGGAGGGGGAGGGCAACGUUUAAACCUGGAGGCCAUAUUAAAUCUCUAACUGGGAACUGCAUUUCCUCAGUCAAGGCCAGAUGUAGCUGUUUGGGAUCACCUUUUUUGAAAAGCCGUUCUCGCAGUCAUCUCCAUGAUUUUAUGAUAUUUGUUGAGCUGAAAGAUGAAAAAAUUAUUUUCUGUUCCCUCUAGCUUCCUCUCAAUAAGCUCACAGAACUUCUGAGACAAGAUUUGGCAGCGGCAGGCUUUACCGAAGUGCUCACUUUUUCUCUGGUGCGUGUUAAAGAACUAUUUAAGACUGCUAUAAUCUCAUUGAGGAUUCAGGCAGCAGCAGUGGUAUAUGAUCAUUUUGUCAGGCUCCGAUUUGCUAAUGUUUCAGUGUAAACAAAUUUCACAGCAGUGAAAAAGGAAUAGUUGCUCUGGUUUUUUGAGUUCUAAGACCCUGCCUGACUUGCCUUAGCCUUCUUAGCCUGCCUCUCUUUCAUAUCUGCCUGAGCUUAUCAGCAGAAUGAAGAGAGAAAAUGAAGAAUAAAGAGCCUUCCUUUUUGGAAGGUUGUGGCCAGGAAGAGAGCAAGCUGGCUAUGGCACAAGGAUGUUAAGAGUGGUUCUGCAGAACUGAGGCCCUGUUGGAAACAUCUUUUCUGGAGGGGCAGUAAGUUAUGCUGGUCCUGUCCUUCUACAUCAAAGAGAGUGGAGCUUGACUGAUAGAUCUGCUAAUACCUGCUCCUCAGGCCCAGUCCAAUAAUGUCUGGAGGGCCAUGCGUUCCACACCCCGGUCUUACAGAGAACAUCUCGCCAGCUCUUAAAACAGCUGCAAUGUCCAUUUUUAGGCACAGUUCACUGUUAAAUAUGCUAACUAUUGAAACUGUAAGCAACUUGAGACCUGGCUUUGUCCUAAAAAUCUGUCCAAAGCUAUAUAUUCUUCAUCAGAGGUUCUUCUUUGAGUUCUGCCACUAUUUGAGGGGAGGUAGUUGGUGACCCAAGGGAGGACUUGGUGUGCUGCAUUUGGCAUGCUUUGUCAGUGAAGCUCACUGGACAAGAAGUUUGAUGAAUUUCUGGUUCCAGGCAAAUGCUGCUUCUAUUUUUCCAGUAUCUUGAAUAACUAGUUUCCAUUUUUUUUUAUGGUUUGGCUGGAUUAUAUUCAGAUUACUUGUGUUUUUAAGAUUGCACCGUCUCAGGAGCUUAUGCCGGAAAAUGGCUAACAAAUGUAUUAAAUUAAUAGAUAACAUAACUAGUGUUUAAAUUCAACACUACAUGUUCAAAUUUAAAAAGUUAAACACAGACCUGCUCAGUUAGAUUUAGUGUUGCCAGCCUUCAUAUCCUGACCAUUCCUAGAUAUUUAUUUUUUGCUAUUAGUAAUUUUUGAAAUUGAGUUAUAUUUAACUUGGUUGGGUUUAAAUUAAUUUGUUUCUUUUCAGUGUUCCCAAGAAGACAUUGCUAAUAAACUGGGAGUUGACAUCUCUACAACGAAAGCUGUGCAUAUAGCAAAUCCCAAAACAGCAGAAUUUCAGGUGAGGAUUAUAAAGUGAGUUUUAGGCUAGAAUACAAAACUGCUUGUUGCCUGUAACUCUAAAUGAGUUAUGGCCAAUGGAAAACUUUGAUUUACUGUGGCAUAUAAGUAUGAAAUAUGUCAAUCAGAAGCCGUUCAGAGGCCAUGUUUUAUAGCUUGCAUUGUUUAUGGUCAGUCCUGAGUAUCUUUUGCAAUAUUUAAUUUCAGUCUUGUAUUCUCCAGUUUAAUAGUAUUGCUUUUUUUCACAGACACUUUGUUUUAGAUAAUUACUACAUAGACAGUCCUGCAAAUGUUGGUCUGUGUUGGCAGAUUGUAAGCGGCUGGGAAUUGCUGAAGUGUAGGGGAGAAAUAAGGGAGAAAUAAAUAUAUUUCCUAUUAAUUCUGAUACUUGACUCUUGUGUAUGUUGCCACGUCUUGCUCUCAGUUGGAGAUGUUCUUACCCAUGGGUAGGCAAACUAAGGCGCGGGGGCCAGAUCCGGCCCAGUCGCCUUCUCAAUCCGGCCCUCAGACGGUCCAGGAAUCAGCGAGUUUUUACAUGAGUAGAAUGUGUCCUUUUAUUUAAAAUGCAUCUCUGGGUUACUUGUGGGGCCUGCCUGGUGUUUUUAACAUGAGUAGAAUGUGUGCUUUUAUUUAAAAUGCAUCUCUGGGUUAUUUGUGGGGCAUAGGAAUUCGUUCACCCCCCCCCCCCCAAAUAUAGUCCGCCCCCCCCCCCCAAGGUCUGAGGGACAGUGGACCGGCCCCCUGCUGAAAAAGUUUGCUGACCCCUGUUCUUACCUAUAGAGACAUGUUUAAUAUAUAAAGUUCCCUAUGUGCCCUACAGGUGGCGCGCACUACUCUCUUGCCUGGUCUUCUGAAAACUAUUGCCGCUAACAGGAAAAUGCCUUUACCUCUGAAACUCUUUGAAAUCUCUGACAUUGUAGUGAAAGAUUCCACCAUAGGUAAGCUAAUCUCAGUAAAUGCUAAUGUCUUCAGAAAUCAAGGGCAUGAUUGAGUCCCAUCCUGAGCGUACUGCCCACAUGUGAUAGAUCUCCUGUUUUCCCUCUGCCAUGGGUUCAUACAUGGGUGUGCUCAGCCAGUGCAUCAGGGGGAAUGAGAUGUACCAUAUCCCUGUUCAGCCUUUCCCCUCCGCUUGCUACAGCAUAGAGGUAUGCAUUGGAAGGCAUGAAUAGACUUGCCACGGCCUGUUGCACUAGCUGAGUGCUCUCAUGCAUCCACAUAGGUGCAGAAGGAGAAGCAGGGCUCUGUUGAAUGUCAGGGAAUCCCCUUGCAGGUGGCCACUGUGCUUUUGUGCUAGACUGAUCAUACCUCAGUUUUGAAAUGCUUUUAGCAUAUACUUAUUCAGUGGGUAAAGUUGAUUAUACAAUAGCUCUCUGUUUUAAUUGAAAUGUCUCUCUUCUGAAUUGAUAUUUUAAAUCACACAUCCUUUUACCUAUUCUAUCCGCCAUGUUUCAGGAGCCCUAUGUAGAGUUUUCCAAUUAGAUCAUUCAUGGGUCUUAACUAAUCAUUUGGAGACCUUGUAUAACAACAUGGUAAAAAAAAAGAUGUACAUCACCCAAAUGCAAGUGUCCUAUGAAAUUUUGUUGCUAGAGGGCAGCGUUUACCAACUUUAUUUCUCAUUGUGUUUUUUGGCUCGCAAAUUGUAUUAAACAGGUUUUUCAGACAGUGCUUUGAAGUCACUACAAUACAUAUGAAAUUUAUGUUAAUAUAUUUGGCUGGUCCAUUUUUUAAAACACAGCAGAAUUGUUUUGUGGAAUGACGCCAUAGUUUUCGAGUUAGUUAGAAUGAACUGAGAAAGCUUAGCUUAGCUUUGGCAGCAAACACUCUAUUUGGUCUGUAAUGAAUGAACUUCAUAAUCAAGUACAAUAUUUCAAAUCUGGAUGUCAUGAGUGUGUGUGUGUGUGAGAGAGAGAGAGAGAGGGAGAGACAUCUAGAGCUAUUAGUACUGCCUGGAUAUGACUCAGACUUUGGCCGAGUUCUCUCUGUGGUAAUAAAGCUCUGCCUGGACUGUGUCAUUUCAGACUGCAGGUGGAGGUUUAAAUUUGUUGUUGUUACAGUAUAUGCUAGUUGUGUUUUUCAUUGCAUUUUAUAUGCUUCGUUCUUCCAUUGAUGAGGAUGAGCCCGAGGCCCUUUGAGGCCUUGUUCAGAUCACACUAAACUGUGUAUAAUUCUGGUAUUUAUACACUAUAGCAAAAAUCAGCAUGCCAGGGAGGAGGCUAGGCUAAAAUGCUUUUUCUUGACAUGCUAGAUUUCUAUGAGUUGGAAUGUUCUUUUUUUAAAAAAAGUCAAAGAUUCAGUCUUGACAACGCUCACAACUAGUCUGAAGUGGUACAUUUCAAACACAGUUUUAUACUGCAAAAGAACUAAGCCUCAGAAAAGACCUUUUAUUUUUGCUUGUUCUUAUUUAUUUACUUUUAUUUAAUAAGUUACUACAUUCUGUAUUUCUCUUUUGAUCUACAGAUGGUCAGUGUGUAACUGUAAAUAAACACUGAUACAAAAUUGGAUUAAAGCGGGCAAGAGCUAUAAAAUGCCGUCUCUGCAAAGCCAAUAAUUUUGGUUUCCUCUUUCUUCUCCAGAUGUUGGUACAAGAAACCAUAGGCAUCUUUGUGCUGUCUACUAUAACAAAAACCCUGGUUUCGAGAUAAUUCAUGGAUUGCUGGAUAGAGUCAUGCAGCUGCUGGAUAUCCCACCAAGUAAAGAGAAGGGAUAUUAUAUUAAAGCAACUGAAGGUAAGGGAAGCACAGAAAAUGCCAGGGACCCUACCUGCAAAUAGUUGCUGAACAGGUGGAUCAGAGCCUUAUAUACUGCCUAUCUAGUAAAGCAAUUAUUUGGAGACAAUGACUUGUCUUGUAGUGCAAGCAGAAGGAAGCAGCAAUGAAUAUCCCACCCCCUCUAGCCCCUUCACCUCCCAAAAAACUCUCCUGAAUAGAGAGAGAUGGGGCCACAUGGCCAUUGAAGAGAGGUAAAUUCCCAAAAUUGGGGUAAGGAGGCAAUGUUCCUUCUGGUCGCUCUGUAGUUCUUCAGUGCAGCGAAGUGAUCUUUCUAACAAUACAGAUGGUAGGUAUUUUAUCACAAAGGUUGAUACAGUGUUGCACCACAAUUUUCCUCGUGGAACCUCAGGUGUUUGUGAAGUACAGCGGGGGUUUUUUACUUCAUACCAUUUGAAUGAAACAUGAGGAACUGAAUGUCCAAUGGACAGUAGCAUGAGGCCAUCCUUUUUUAUCCAUAAGAAUGAGAGUCCCUAAUGCACUUUUAAAAAUGAGCUGUAAAUAGCUCUCUGAGGUGUGUUUAUAUUUAAACUGGGGGGGUGAUGGGCGAUGACAAAGUGCCUGUGUCUCUCAAAGUUAGGUUGAGCUACAAAUUUCUAGUAGCUUUUAUAAAAGAGGGAGGGAAAUGAAGCUUAGCUGUGUAGUUGUCAUUAAAAUUGCCCUAUAAAUUGCAAUAAGGAUGCUCUUUUGUUUAAUUCUUGUACUUCAUUCAGUGUGUGCGUUGCAAGUAUGUGACUUCAGUUAAAACUUUGUACAUUUUUAAUAUAAAAGCCUUGCUAAGAUCUGUGUAAUGAUCUGGCUCAUUUCAUAAUUUAGAAAAGGUGUCUGUUUACUGUAUAUGUUCGUUCUUGUUCCAUAUGUGCACACCACGGUUAUUAGAUCACCUUCUGUUCCCGUAAUACCUAAAUAUCCAUUAAGUUAAUCUCAGGGUCACAAUCUUUUUGCCCUUGCAGCAACACCUGUGCAAUAAUUACAGAUGCUUGAAAAUAUGGGUGAAAUUGUGAUGUUCCCCAGGCCUUCACACUGAUGUUUAGUGUAACUGGAGCCCUGCAGUAUAUUGGGAGAGAAUUUUAGCCUUGAGUGAUCAAGUCUUAUUAAAGAUGAAACCAUACUCCUUUAUGAAAGGAUUCUGGGACAAUCCCAAAUAUUUACCAUCUGACACUUAUUAAGAGUCAUAAAUACAUCUCCAAAUUUAGCACCCCUUUCAAAAACUUAAUUGCAAUUUUCUAAAUUAAUUUGUUAAACGGUAUGAAACAAGCUUUCCGUUGAAAUUAGCAGGCUAUUACUGUAAACUACAUUUUGCGUAGCUUAGAGACUGUCACGUGCUGUCUUUACAUUCAGUGUUCCUUGAUUGAUCCAUAAAUAGAUUAAAUAUACGUUUAUGGGCACACAUGGACGAGAAGCUUCCCCUUCCCGUACUUGUUUUUUCUGUCUAAAGGCCUGAAUUGUUAAACUUUUAGAAUAUCAACCUUGAAAUCUUAGUAUUCAGGGUUCAAGUCCCUUUUCGGGCAUGUCCUUUCUUCUGCCAGGUAUAUGCAUGAGGACUGCCACUUUAGAUCCUGAGAACUGUCCAAAGGUACAUGAUACAGUCUAACACAGAAUCAAAGCAUGUCUGGUCCUGUAAGCUGCUUGGAUAGAAAGCUGUCUGGGAACCAUAUCUAAGCAUCAUUGAACUCUUCAGAGGAAGAGCAGGGUUAGGUAGGGUUAAAUGGAAGAAAUACAUUUUUAAAAUCCUCCCAUGAUUUUCAAAAAGUAGAGAUCUUUGCUCAAAACAGAAGGUGCCCCCCCAUCCUCUCCAGUUAAAAGGAUCUCUCAUAGCUAGAAAGAAUCACAGCAUAAGGCUUUAGAGGCACUUCUCUGCCAGUGAGAUGAUAUCUACUCUUUUCUACUCUUUUCAUUGCACAAGCAGAGCUCCUUGGUUAUGUAAGGUUCCUUCAUCAGGUUUCAGUUGAUUCUGUCACAAGCAGUCAUGUACUGCAGACACUGCAGUUCAGGAAGGCCUCUUAGUGUUCUGGAGAGCAUUUUGAGGCUGGCAGGUGGGCAGGAGAAAAAUAUCAGGCCUGCAGACUCUGCUAUCUUUGUAGGAUCUGCUUUGCAUGAACAUCAGGUUGAAUGUGUGGCCCUAAUAAUGUAGAUACGCUUGGAAGCCUGACAGCUGAGAUGUAAAUGCCUCAUUCUAAAGUCUUGGACCUUCUUCAGUGCUCAUUGGGAAAGUUGUGCAAUAAAGCUGGUGAUGCAUCUCAGCAGUUUUCCACUUCUUUCUAUUUCUGGGCUCCAUUUGUUUAAUUGAAGGUGUGGCGCAGUGUGGAAAAUCCUAAUGACAGUAAAUCACAAUGACAGCUUUUCAUUUAAGGUUUGGCUGGCAGUAAGAGUUAUUUGCAAUUUUUGAAAUAUGUGCUGCACAUUUGUAUUACCAUAAAAUGGAAAACAACUCUCACAACUACAAUAUGACCUUUGUUGUAAUGUUCCAAGAAUCUCAAUGUCAUUUUGAGAUGUCCACCUGGCCAGACCCAUUGAUCAUGCUUCACUUAGCACUUGAUGAAAAUGUUAAAUAAUAGUCUCAGAAGCAACCAGUCUCAAUGCUGUUUGAGACCUUUCACAAUAGGAUACAUUCUCAGUUUACUCCAUUGAUUAUUAUACUGGGGGACAGUUGGUAAUUUGAAAGGGAUUCCCCACCCCUUCCUCUCGUGUUCCCAGAGCAGGGAUUACACCUCAGUUGUUGUUUUUUUCCAUUUCUGAGCCUAUGGCCAUUUUCCGUAUAAUCUCCCACAGGUCAUGCUGGGGCUCCAUGCAGUGGUGGUAGUUAAAUUAUUGCCAGGUCCACAACUAGUUCUUUGAUUGGCCACAAAGCAGUUUGCUGGGGAAUAAUUUCUGCAUCCUGCCAUUUUUCCUUGGAGUCUUGGAGAUUGGUAAGAUGUGUCAGAAGUUAAGCUGCAACUUUUUUUUUAAAGAAAAAAUAAAAUAAAAGCAUGCUGUUAGUAAUAAACUCAUAACAAAGAAACCAAAAUAUGAAACAUUUGUAUUUGAUUUGUCACACUAUAAUCUAUAGUUUGUAAUGGUUUUUGCGUUACAAAUGUGUUGCAGGCUGUUUUAGUCAGGCAUUAUGCAAACCUAAUAAGCUAGUUUUCUGCCAUAUAUAUAUAUAUAUAUUUAUUUAAAGAACUGCAGCACAAAUCUCUUAUAUUUCUUAAAGCCUGAAAAAUGAGCUACUGAACCUUAUAAAUCCUACAGUAACUUGAGUUAUAGGAGCAACUGCAAGCUGGUGAACCAGCUUAAAUGUUUAUGUAAUGGCAAGUGUUUAGGGUGAUACAAAGGGAGAGAACCUCCCACCUACUGCUACAUAUAAUCUCUCCUAUCCUGUUAUGAAUUGGUUCUAACUGGUCCCAGGACAUUGUCAGAAGGCACAAGAUGAGGCAACCUUGCUUAAACUAAACAGUUCUGAGACUGGAUGGGAGGCUAUCUAGAAAGUUUCUAUAUACUGUAUUGAGUUCCAUCAUGGAAUAGAGGCAGGACAUAGUUCAUUUACUAUUAUUAAUUUAAAUUUUUUUACAUUCAUCUGUGGAAAGGGUAAAUGUAGAGACUGUUAGAAGGAGGUAGGAUGAAAAGACUGCUUCUAGGUUGUGUUUCUUCCUGAAUUUGUAUUGAUGUUCUGCAGUUUACUUAGUUCUCUCACUAGAGGUCAUUUGAAAUGUUUCACAGCCACAGGGGAAAGCUCUAGACACUCUGCCAUGAGAUCAAACACUUUAUUGUGUUGAGAUCAAAAUCUGUCACUCUGUUCCCUUUAUUGGGAUCGGUGAAAGGAGCAUAAUGUGCUGUAAUUCUCCCUACAUAAUGUGCAAGUUAGGACAGGGGUUUCCAAACUGUGGAGCGUGAGCUGCCAGUGGUCCUUCAGAAGCUUCAUUCAGGUGGUCUGCAGAAUGUCUUUUAUUUUCUGGCUGUUUUCCUCGACCCGAAUGCAAGCAGUCAUGUUUUUCCUUUGUUCUGACCAACGUUGAAUAAAGCUGUAAAUAUGCUCUUCUGGGUGAAUCUUCUGUUGUGGAAACUCUGCAAAAAGUGUGUGCACGAGUCUUGGAAUGUGUCUGAGGCUCGUGUCGCUAAUUGACUGAUACUGUUCCAAUGGGAGAAUGGAGAUCGUCCAGAGACGACGAUGGAGGCCUACCUGAUUGCCUCUGUCUUGCUGGCAAUAUCCCAACACCCCCAUUGUUCAGCCCGGACACUGAGGUUCAGCUCCAAGGGCCUUCUGGUGGUUCUCUCACUACAGGAGGUGAGGUUGCAGGGAACCAGGCAGAGGGCCUUUUUGGUACUGGCGCCUGCCCUGUGGGAACACCCUCCUAUCAGAUGUCAAGGAAUAAACAACUACCUGACUUUUAGAAGACAUCUGAAGGCAACCCUGUUUAGGGAAGUUUUUAAUGUUUGAUGUUUUAUCAUGUUUUUAAUAUUCUGUUGGGAGCUGCCCAGAGUGGCUGGGGAGGCCCGGCCAGACAGGCAGGGUAUAAGUAAUAAAUUAUUAUUAUUAUAAGAGAUGGUGACUGACCCAAAUCCACCCAGUGAGCUUCAUGGUUGAGUGGGGAUUUGAACCCUCGUCUCCCAGGUCCCAGCCCAACAUGGCUCAUGUUCAUAUCUUGAUUUGAUUUGUCAUAUUUUUGUCGUUCUCAGACAGUCCUACCUGUGAAGUGGGCUCACAAGAAAUCAGUGGAAAGCUGGCACAGUGUUUGUGAGGCUUUGUCUGUCCCUGAAGCCACUGAAAAAAUACUACAGUGGUGCCCCGCAAGACGAAUGCCUCGCAAGACGGAAAACCCGCUAGAUGAAAGGGUUUUCCGUUUUGGAGGUGCUUUGCAAAACGAAUUUCCUAUGUGCUUGCUUCGCAAGACGAAAAUGUCUUGCCAGUUCCUGCGGGGGUUUUUUCCUUUUUCCCAAGCCGCUAAACCGCUUAUCAGCUGCUGGCUAAGCCGCUUAUCAGCUGAUCUUUAAGCCGCUUAACAGCUGAUGCUAAGCCGCUUAUCAGCUGAUCUUUAAGCCGCUUAACAGCUGAUGCUAAGCCGCUUAUCAGCUGAUCUUUAAGCCGCUUAACAGCUGAUGCUAAGCCGCUUAUCAGCUGAUCUUUAAGCUGCUUAACAGCUGAUGCUAAGCCGCUUAUCAGCUGAUCCUUAGCCGCUUAUCAUCUCACCUUUAAGCCUCUUAUCAGCUGUUCGUUAAGCCGCUUAUCAGCUGUUCUUUUAACCUAAGCCGCUAAUACUGUAGCGCUAUGCCGCUAAACCUCUAAUGGGCUUGCUUCGCAAGACGAAAAAACCCGCAAGACGAAGAGACUCGCGGAACGGAUUCUUUUCGUCUUGCGAGGCACCACUGUAGCAUAGUUCUUGCUAAAUAUGUUGGUGUGUCAAAAUUCUGACCCUAAAAUAUAAUCUCCAUGCCAAUCUAGGCAAGUCACACGGCGCUGAAGCCAUCAGCAAAAUCCAUCAAUAUACUGAGACAUCUUCCCACACAAGCCCCAGUUGUGCUUUGAGACCUUCCCAUUAAACUGUCAGCAUCACCUUGAAGAUAUUCAAGAGACGAAUUCUACCCUAGCAUUUGGAUCCAAUGGACCAGUUGAACUUCCUUAGAAUGAAUAAUUAUUCCAGUAUCACUUAGGGUCUAUGCAUGGGUUCAUUUCUUGCUGAGGCUGACAGUAUACUAUUUGAGCAAUUUUGACACUUCUGUUCAAAUUGUUUGUAGAUAGGCACCAAAAUUUAGCGCUCUUCAGACAGUGAUGGUGAAGCAGUUAUCUUCAUAUGCUAAUGUUUCUUAUUGUCUUCAGCACCACCCAAUAGAAGCACCACAACAUGCCUGUAGUGGAGAACUUUAUCUUGUUUGGUACUUUCAAAUCAUAUGAAAAGUCUUGUGCAUUCAAGGUAACUAGCAAGUGUUUCUUCAUCCAUGGAGUACAUCUUGUCUUAGGGAUCACAAGGGUAGAGAACUUCAGACAUACUUAGGAAGAACAAACCAACCUCCGAAAUACUGUCUGUUUACACUCCACAGAGAAGUAAGCUGCCUAUAAUAUAAGCACCCAUUUGACACCCAGCAGCUCUGUGUAUAAGGUAUGAUUUAUGGGUGGAAAUUGUGGGUGCGUUCUGUUGCCUCAGUCCCCCUCUCACUCUUUCCACAUGUUGGCUUUGUACAAAGUUUUGAGUCAUCUGCCCAGAACUACAGUAAUAUGUUUUCCUUCAAUAAGUUCAUUGCAAGUAAGUAAAGAAGUGUGUAGGAUUCUGCAUUUGAAGAAUGCAACUCUAGUAUUUUGCCUGGGAAAACCAAGUCUGUGGGCAAUUUAUUUUUACUGUCUCUAUAAACCGUGGUUGCUUUUGAUCGACUGCGAUCUAUUGUUGAUAAGCUAAAUUCUUUUACAGGGAGUUAACACUGGGAAAGUGCAGAAGGAAGGUAGUGAAUUUCAGAUGUUGGGAAAUAGUUAAUGGAAACUUUGGCAUGUUUUCAACAACAAACUUCCUUAUAGAUGUUACAGAACAGUUAUUUAUUAUUAUUAUUUAUUGAAUUUAUAUACCGCCCUAUACCUGGAGGUCUCAGGGCAGUUCACAGAAUACUUAUUCAAAGAACUGCAGCACAAACCUCUUGCUUCUUGAAGACAGUUCAGGUCCCCUAGCUCCAGAAUGGACAGACUAGGUAAUUAUUCCUUUUCACUUUGUAUCUUCUUACCUGUUGAGACUACUACACCUGUCCCACUGAUUCAGAUGUAUAGUAAAAUAUUUUUCUUUUUGAUGUUCCUUAAAGAGAUGAAAAGAGAUGAGAGGCUGCUCUUGAAUUGAGGGAUUAGGCUUGCAUUUAUUAAGAACUUUGGGGGCUAUUAACUGUUUCACUUCCAGCAUAAGCCAUUUACUCAGAUCAGAUUUCCUGUUCUGCAAGUGGUAAUUUUUUUUAUUUCUUCUUUUUUAUGACAGUGUGUAACUAAUGCCAGUUUGGGAAUAUUUGAGUGCGCAGAGGAUAGUGUUUUCUCUUGCAAAACCAUAUUUAAUCAUGGACAAGAUUUAUAUGCCAUAUAGAAUGACCAGUAACAGUAUUGCUUUUGUGCAGCAGAGAAUACGUAACUUCUGUUUAUGUAUGGGCUCCUUUGGGAGGAAGGGCAGGAUAAAAAUCAAACAAUAAUUUACAUAGUAAAAUUUAGGAAAGCGUAAACACUUUGCUAUGAAAUGAGCAACAAAUAAAGAUAUUACAUUUUAAUCCCUGAAAGAUUGAAGACAAUUCAUGUAUUUAGUAACAUAUUUUUUCUAAUGUGAACUGACAUUUCAGAGUUUUGACUGUCACAUUUCGAUACAUAUUACAAAAUAUUUGGGUGUAAACUCUUCAAAAUCUAAGCUUUAUGGAUGUAACUUGCGUGGUUAGAGUUUGCUAAACUUCUGGAACAGGAGCAGCCAUGGAGGAUUUCUAUAGGCUUUCUGGAGAACCACCAGAGAAUAAGUUAUUUGCUGGCAUGACUAUCACUGUUUCUUUGUGUACACCAUAUUUCAGUCAUCUGGUUUGUUCCAGUUAUGUUCAGGAAAUAACCAUUUAUCUGAGGAAAAAUGUGACCAGGACUUCAGUAGUCAUGCUGAAUAACAUGUCUCCUGCUUCUCAGUUACUGAAGUGUUGACUUCUGAUACUCUCCCCCAUCCCCUUAUAAGAAUAUAAUUGUUAUGAUCGCUAAAGCUUUUCCCAACUCUGACCCAAUAUUAUCCCUUUAAUCUUCUUCUCCCAAACAUGGGAAGAAGGGAAGGAAUUGGGAAGAGAAGAAAAGCCAUGCAAGGUGUUUGACCGGCAAGCACACAGAGAAUUCAACAAGCCCUUUGAAGGUCAAUUAGCCAGAAAAUGUGCUAAAGACUAGGUACUUGAUUGGAUUAGCGGCCAAAGAAUUAUGCCCUGAAUAAUCAAAGCGGUCCUGCAGUCUGAACACACAGGCAAUUAUUGGUUCUUAGGGGCAUAGUGUAAAAGCUUUAAUAACAGAUUCUUUGAACUUCAAAGCAUUUUAGAAGCGACAAUCUUACUAUGAACUGUGAUUUUUGUCUCUUGCUUGCGUGUAGUGUUCCUACGACAAGGCUAGUUUUAGAGUUUCUGUUCCCACAAUGCAUGUGUGUGUAUCUGAAUUAAUUACAAACUACUUGGUGCCUUGCUCAUUUUUAGUUACAGAUUAUAGAGAUGCUAUACCUUCAACUGAUAAAGCCUCAACCUUUGGGACACUUUAAAUAUUCUCUGUCUGUGGCAAUAAGAACUUGAUUUUGUGGGCACCAAAGUAAAAUUCAAACAUCUGAAUAUUCUUACAAUGGAAAUUGGUCAAAGCCAUAAAGAAACGAGGGGAAAGUGACUCGGCUGUGGUAAAUUCAGAGCCUCACCUAACGUUUCUCAGUUACUACAUCAGCUGAAAGGCUGCUCUUGGGGGAAGCAGGGGAAUGGAGGGCAGGAAGCAGCUGCCAUACUAGGAGAGAGGCAACAUCCUCAUAGGGGGGUCUCAUUGCACAAAGUAACCACCAGCACUGUUGGCCGACUGGGGAGGGAGUGCCACAGGGCUGUAGUGACAGCCCAUGGCAGUGUCCAGAUUUUUCUGGUGAGGCGCUGAGAGAGGUGCACCCCUGACCUGCGCCCUUAUCAGGGGCCAACCUACCCAACCCCUAGAUACACCUCUGGCGAUCUCUCAUCUUCAGAGAUUGUGAAGGUUGUAGCUUUGGGCACAGUGCCCAUCCCCAAGUUUCUGCUCUUUUUAACACACUGAAGUCUUUGACUGUUAAUACAGUUUUUGUUUGACAAUAGACUCCUGUGAAACAUCCACCACAAUUUUCGGGGGUGAGGAAGGAUUUUUAAAAAUGACCUCAUCUUAUAGCGUUCUUCUCAUGUGGGGACUGUGUUGCAUGAACAUUUCACUGCAUUAGAAUUACAUGGUAAAGUUACUGUGUGACUUUACCGUGAGAAAAAGAAUGCAUGGAUUGGUCAUUUAGUUUAUUAGUUUCAGAGGAUUUGAAUGGGUUACAGGAGAUUUUGAUUACACAUGGGGGUGCAGCAAGAGACAAAAUCACUUCAGCUGCAAGCGGGUAAGCCUUUAUUGGUGCCAUUUUGUCUGUUUAAGACUAGUAGUUCCAUUUCACUAAUAAUCAUUGGCCCACAGAACAUUGCCCAUAUAUAUAUGAAUGACCCCUUUCUCGCACCUACUUCCUUCCUUAUUUUGUGGGAAUCGGUGAAUCAAGCCAGGAAUCACAGUUAACUAUAGGAGCCUGUUAACAUGUGCAUUUGGGAAACUACGGUUAAUGGCUUCCAAACAAGCCAGGAUAAUAAGUCAUGAUAUGAAGUUGUCUUAAUAUCCUUGUGUGCUUGGAAUAUAUCCUUGUUUGCUUGGAAGCUAUUAACCAUAGUUUCCGUGCUUUGAAUGUAACAGCCAUUUAGUAUUAAGUCUGGCUCCAUGGCUUGUUUCUCCUCUUGCAUGAAGAGAAGGUCAAGCAGCUGUGUACAGGGGCUCAUUCAUAAGUCUUAUUUAGCUGAAUUAUGAUUUGUCCAAGCAUUGACAUAUUUUGUUUCAUGAUACAGCUUUGGUGAAUUAAUCAUUCUUACUCUGUGCAAAAGCUUGUAACCUGUACACUGAAUGUAGAAUCAAAGAACUGUAGAGUUGGAAGGAUUCCCAAGGCAUCAUCUAGUAGUUCAACCCCUUACACUUCACCCUGGAAAUGUGAAGCAUUGUCUACUUAAAGAAUCAUCCCCCACCCGCAAAAAAAGAUUUCUUCUCUAGCAUUAAUAAAAUUGGGCUAUGAUAAGAGAAGCAAUCUUUCAUUGUUUUAGCAAAAAUUAUUCUCGUGUAACACACGCUUCUGCUCUUGAUGUUUACUUGAGGUUCAGUGCCCAGAAUGGCUGGGGCAACCCAGUCAGAUGGGUGGGGUACAAAUAAUAAAAUAAUUAUUUAUUAAUAUUAUUAUUAUGAGAAACAUUCAUUUCUCUCUCUCCCCCCCCCCUUUCUUUCAGACCCUGCUUUUUUCCCUGGACGCUGUGCUGAGAUCUUUGCAAAAGGGCAGAUUAUUGGGAAGCUAGGAGUACUCCACCCUGACGUCGUCACCCAAUUUGAGCUUACCAUGCCCUGCUCUGCCCUAGAAAUCACAGUUGAGCCUUUCGUGUGAAAUCCUGACAACAGCAUGCUUCUUCAGUCCACAUAGUUCUGUUUCCUACCCCCCCCCAAAAAAAAGUCCACAUAGUUCUGUUUCCAUGAUGGUCUGUUUCUACCAUCGGGCACUGUCCCUAAUUUUAAUAAAUUAGGCAAUGAAAUAGACAAGUCUUAUUUUGCUGUUUGCUAAAUGUUCCUUCAGUGCAAUAAUACUGCCUUCAGGGGGUUUUUAGGGCUUUUCUUAACAGAUUGAGCCAUCAGUCAGAUGUAAAAAAUAAAAAAGUUCAAUAUAUUACCAUGAAUAUAUAUGGGCAAAGAACAUGAUCUGUUCUCCAGAAUGUUCCAGAGGCUGAAUCUCAAACUGUAACAGAUUAUAGCUGCAUAACAGGAAUCACAUUCUUUUAUUGCAUGAAAUAACAUAAUUGAUUAUAGCAAAUGUUGAACAAAUGUGAACAGAACUGAGGAAUUAAGGUUUCUUUGUAUAGGGUUGAUACAAACUCUUCAGGGUUGAGAAAUGUGCAUUUCUUGUAAAGUACAGCAGUUUUAAAGCAAGAUUUCUAUAAUAGAUACUGUUGUAUGUUAACCUGUUUUGUUGUAAAGAAGGGAUCAAAAUAAAACUUGAAGGUUCUGUAUUUAUAUACACCUAAGUUCCCGUGAGAAAGACUGGUGUGGUGAGCACUGCUUCUGUCAUAGGGCUGAGAUUGCUCAAACUAGACCUGUGUGCCAGAACACCAUUUUAUCACCCUCCUGACUUCUCAUGUGCUGGCAGAGAAACUGCCACUGUAGUAUGACAUGAGAAAGCCCCAGUGCAUUUUUGGAAGCUAUCACAUCUAUCUAAAGGAACUCUUUGGGUUGCCAUGUUGAAAAGGAGGAAACCAAACAGGAGUGGAGGAGAAGUAGCAUUAUAUGUAAACAACGUAUAUACUAUAGAUCUCCAAGCCAGACUGAUGACUUGGAUGAUGCCUUCCAACAGCAGAUUACCAAACAUUCAAAAAGGAGAGAGAAGGCAGUAAUGGGAGAUUUCAACUACCCCGGUGUUUGUUGGAACUCCAACUCUGCCAAGAAUGUAACGGCCAGCAAAUUCUGCAGUUGCCUCACUGACAAAUUCCUUUCCCAGAAGGUAGAAGCAGCAACAAGGGGCUCAUCUAUCUUGGACCUGGUCCUCACCAACAGGGAGGAACUGCGACAAAAUGGAAGUACUGGGAAUAUUGGGAAGAAGUAAUGUGAGCAAUUAGUCAUUGUGUGAGCAAUUUAAAAAGGAUGCUGCACGUGGGUUUCUCAAAAACAAGUAAUGCCAGACAAAUCUCCUUUUGAUAGUGUUAUAAACUUGGUGGAUCAGGGGGUGCUGUGGAUGUAGGGUAUCUUGAUUUCACUAAUUCUUUAACAAAGUCCCCUAUGAUACCUUUGCAGAGAAGCUGGUAAAUGUGGGCUGGGCAGUUACUUGGAUUUGUAGCUGGUUGGCUGACGGAACCCAAAGAGUACCCCCUAAUGUUUCCUUGUUCUGUCCUGGGUCUGUUGCUGUUCAACGCCUUUAUAAAUGACGUGGAUGAAGGAACUGAGUGAUACUCAUCAAAUUUGCAGAUGACACCAAACUGAGAGGGGUAGCUAAUGCUGUAGAAGACAGAAUCAGGAUUCAAGAUGACCUUAACAGAUUGGAGAACUGGCCCAAAGCUAACAAAAUGAAAUAGGGACUUAGGCAGGAAUUACCAGCUGCACAAAUAUAAGAUGGGGGACAUCUGGCUUGCCAGAAGGCAUGUAGUGGUCCUAGUAGACCACAAGCUUAACAUGAAUCAACAGUGUGACUGAAGCUGUAAAAAAAGCUAAUGCUAUUCUAGGAUGCAUCAACAGAAGUUAUGUGUCCAGAUCAAGGGACGUCAUAGUACGGUUGUAUUCUGCCUUGGUUAGACCACACUUGAAGUACUGUGUCUUGUUAUGGGCACCACAAUUUAAGAAGGAUAUUGACAAGCUGGAACUUGUGCAGAGGAGGGCAAUAAAGAUGAUCAAGGGUCUGGAAACCAAGCCUUAGGAGGAAUGGUUGAGGGAAUUGGGUAUGAUAAGAGGAGAAUGGGAGGAGAUACAAUAACCAUCUUCAGAUAUCUGAAGGGUUGUCAUAUGGAGGAUGGAGCAAGCUUGUUUUCUUCUGCUGUGGAGGGUAGAACCUGAACCAGUGGAUUCAAGUUACAAGAAAGGAGAUUCCAACUAAGCAUCUUUCUGACAGUAAGAGCAAUUUAAGACUGGAAUGGUCUCCCUCUGGAGGUGGUGGACUCUACUUCCUUGAAGGUUUUUAAGCAGAGGCUGGAUGACCGUCUGCCAUGGAUGCUUUAGUUGGGAUUCCUGCAUUGCAGGCAGUUGGACUAGGGGACCCCCUUCCAACUCUACAAUUCUAUUCUAUGAACAAAAAAUCUGCUGCAUGAAAAUAGUGGGUUGCCCUUCAAUCUUCUGCCCACUUGGCAUUUAUGCCUGCCUGCCUUCAUAGUAGCCGCCUACUUUAUAUAAUACACUUGAAAUGUAUGUGACAAAAUAAGCUUUAAUAAAAAAUAGUUUCUGG
This is a messenger RNA of Podarcis lilfordi (Lilford's wall lizard), 31857 nucleotides long. NCBI's taxonomy places the organism in Eukaryota, Metazoa, Chordata, Lepidosauria, Squamata, Lacertidae. The record is from the annotation of a GenBank genome assembly.